This is a messenger RNA of Polypterus senegalus (gray bichir), 754 nucleotides long. It is a transcript of the gene tpt1, whose product is annotated as tumor protein, translationally-controlled 1. The coding region runs from base 92 to 604 and encodes 170 amino acids. Gene Ontology annotation, cellular component: cytoplasm. The record is from RefSeq and is a predicted model, not a curated record. NCBI's taxonomy places the organism in Eukaryota, Metazoa, Chordata, Cladistia, Polypteriformes, Polypteridae. Gene Ontology annotation, molecular function: calcium ion binding. The transcript is spliced from 6 exons.
CGGCACGGAUCCCCCGCCCUUUUUCAGUUCAGGCCUUCAACGCGGCUGUUCAGGCAAUUGUUGAGCAGGCCAUCGAGUAGAAUCCGUCAUCAUGAUUAUCUAUAAGGAUGUUAUCAGCGGAGAUGAAAUGUUUUCGGACAUUUAUAAAAUUAAAGAGACCGCAGGCGGCCUUUGCUAUGAAGUAGAAGGAAAGGUUGUCUGCAGAACAGAGAAUAUUGAUGAUGCUCUGAUCGGUGGCAAUGCAUCAGCUGAAAUCCAGGACGAAGGGGUUGAAGCUUCAUCAGUGAGUGGUGUGGACAUAGUUUUAAACCACAAGUUACAGGAAACCUCAUUCACAAAGGAGAGCUAUAAACAAUACAUCAAAGAAUAUAUGAAGCGAGUGAAGUGCAGAUUAGAAGAGUGUGCACCAGACCGAGUAAAGCCCUUCAUGUCUGGAGCAGCAGAACAAGUUAAAAAAAUACUUGGCAACUUCAAAAAUUAUCAGUUUUUUACAGGGGAGACCAUGAACCCUGAUGCAAUGGUUGGUUUACUAGAUUAUCGUGAAGAUGGAAUAACACCAUUUAUGAUGUUUUUCAAAGAUGGCCUAGAAAUUGAGAAAUGUUAAUCCUGCAAGAAAUUUACCCUAAUUGUGUCAUCUUCACAGCCACAUCAGAAAUCAAGCAUUGGUCCAUUGGAUUUCAUGUCUGGCACUUGAAGGCAUUUGUUUUAAUUGUAUUUUGUCAAGUUGUAAUAAAAACUAUUUGAAUUCACACUA